UAGUGGCGGGAAAAGCUACCGGUUUUGAAGCGUCUUUCCUGACUGAGCGGAGGUCUUCCGGCGCCCAGCGAUGGAGGAGCUGCCAGCGGAGCCGGCAGACGCCGUCAGGGACGGGCCCAGCGCGCAGGCGACGCGCAGUGAGGACCGCAGGACCCUGCUGCUCAGGCUAAGAGCCCAAACUAAACAACAACUCUUAGAGUAUAAAUCGAUGAUUGAUGCAAAUGAAGAAAAUACUCCAGAACAAAUCAUGCAAGAAAAGCAAAUUGAAGCUAAAAUUGAAGACCUGGAAAAUGAAAUUGAAGAGGUAAAAACCAAUCUUGAAAUAAAAAAUCUUGCAUUGGACAGGGUGCGACUUUCAAAUGCACUUCAAAAAAACCUGGAGAAAAUUGAUGUCAAAAAUAGUGUGCUCAUAGAUAACAUGAACCAAGUAUUAAAGCUAAGUAAAUUAAUAAUGAAAUCACAACAGGAAUCUUGGGAUUUAGAGGAAAAACUGCUUGCUGUUAGAAAGAAGAGAUUGCAAUUAAAACAAGCUUCAGAAAGUAAGCUUUUAGAAAUACAGACUGAAAAGAACAAACAGAAAGAUGAUUUGGACAGUAUGGAAAAUUCAGACAAGAUAAAGAGCAUACAGCAAAAUCUACAGAUGGAGAUACAAAUUGCUACAGUUAUUCAACAUGUGUUCCAGAACCUCAUUUUGGGGAGUAAAGCCAAUUGGGCAGAGGAUUCUGCCUUAAAGGAAACUGUUCUGCAGCUUGAGAAGGAUCUCACCAUGAUGUAAUAAGAAUUCUAUUUUGGCUUCUUUUUGUUUUUGUCUUUGAUAUGUAAUUUCAAUAGCAAAUUGCAAAUGAAAUGUAUUUUAAAUGUUUUUGGAAUUAGUCUAAUACUGCAUGUUUUUUCGCUUUACCUACCACUGUGAUAGAAUCUAUUGUUUUAAAUAUGACAAUUAAAGUA
Tupaia belangeri chinensis (Chinese tree shrew) is the source of this 948-nucleotide messenger RNA. It is a transcript of the gene CENPH, whose product is annotated as centromere protein H. Bases 71 to 775 code for a protein of 234 amino acids. The record is from RefSeq and is a predicted model, not a curated record. Gene Ontology annotation, biological process: mitotic spindle organization; chromosome segregation; kinetochore assembly. Gene Ontology annotation, molecular function: kinetochore binding. NCBI's taxonomy places the organism in Eukaryota, Metazoa, Chordata, Mammalia, Scandentia, Tupaiidae. The transcript is spliced from 9 exons. Gene Ontology annotation, cellular component: kinetochore; nucleus.